GUUGGUUUUUCAUUCCAAUUAGGUGGCUCUCAAAUUCCUGGUGUUAGUUUAUCAAGUCAGGGAGGUGGCCAACAAACUUUUGGUUUUGGUUCAUCAAGUCAGGGAGGUGGCUUUUUUGGUUCAUCAGGUCAGGGAGGUGGCUUUUUUGGUUCAUCAAGUCAGGGAGGUGGCCUUAUUGAUUCAUCACGUCAGGGAGGUGGCCAACAAACUUCUGGUUUUGGUUCAUCAGGUCAGGGAGGUGGCCUUUUUGGUUCAUCAAGUCAGGAAGGUGGAGUUUUUGGUUCAUCAAGUCAGGGAGGUGGCCAACAAACUUUUGGUUUUGGUUCAUCAAGUCAGGGAGGUGGCCAACAAACUUUUGAUUCAAAAAGUCAGGGAGAUGACCCUCUGCUUUUAAGUUUUAGUUCAAGCACUGGUGGCCCUCAGCCUUGUAGCUUUGGCUCAAGCAUGGGUAGCCCACAGACUAUAGGGUCAGAAAGUCAGGGAAGUGGCCCUCAGCCUUUUAGGUUUGGUUCAAACAUGGGUGGACUGCAGACUUUAGUGUCAGAAAAUCAGGGAAGUGGCCCUCAGGCUUUUAGGUUUGGUUCAAGCAUGGGUGGACUGCAGACUUUAGGGUCAGAAAAUCAGGGAAGUGGCCCUCAGGCUUUUAGGUUUGGUUCAAGCAUGGGUGACCCACAAACUUUAGUGUCAGAAAAUGAGAAAAAUGGCCCUCAAACUUUAGGUUCAAAAAGUCAAGGAAGUGGCCCUCAUGCUUUUAGUUUUGGCUCAACAAGUCAGGGAAGCAGCCCUCAAGGUUUUGGCUCAUCUAGUCAGCAAGAUGGCCUGCAAACGUUGAGUUGCCAGCAAGAGCAUAUGGAGGUUGAAUUUGACAGUUCGAAUGGUGGCUCUGCAGAUAAUUUAGAAGAUUUGAAGAGUGGAUCUGGUGUUCAUCUCCUGCAGAUUGUAAAUCUACAGAAAUUUGAUGGCUCAUGGACACUGCCAGAUGUGGCUAAACUCUGUUCAGUGAGUCUUGCCCAACUCCAGGACAAGAAGCCUUCCCAGGUAAGAGCUAUCACAUCAUCAAUGAACCAAAAGAUUAUCUAAAUUUAAGAUAUUAAU
Messenger RNA from Cherax quadricarinatus, 1095 nucleotides. Lineage: Eukaryota; Metazoa; Arthropoda; Malacostraca; Decapoda; Parastacidae. The record is from RefSeq and is a predicted model, not a curated record.